Closterium sp. Naga37s-1 is the source of this 237-nucleotide messenger RNA. NCBI's taxonomy places the organism in Eukaryota, Viridiplantae, Streptophyta, Zygnematophyceae, Desmidiales, Closteriaceae. The record is from the annotation of a GenBank genome assembly.
AUGCGUUCCCAUCUCCACAUCGCAGCCACAACACCGGCUCGCCGCACAUGUUCGUCAUCGCCGACGUAUAGGAGCCUCGCCGGCACAUCGCCGCCUUGCCAAUUGGAGAAGCACCCUCGGGAGAUGAUUCUUCGGAGGGAGUUCGCCAUGGCAGUGGCGUAUCUCAACCGCGUGCUGUCACGCCGCUCCGCGCUCACCUACAUCCACUGGGACUUCUCCCGAUACGCCAAGAGGUGA